ACAGAUGCAGACUCAGGUGAUGAAAGGAGAGUAGAGGUGGAGAUGGGUGAGGAGGUGUUCUUUGUUUGUCUUCAGGUGUCGGACACCGUGGUCGAGCCGUACAACGCCACGCUGUCAGUCCACCAGCUGGUAGAAAACACAGAUGAAACCUACUGCAUUGAUAACGAAGCUCUUUAUGACAUUUGCUUCCGCACUCUAAAACUCACCACGCCCACCUACGGCGACCUGAACCACCUGGUCUCAGCCACCAUGAGCGGCGUGACCACCUGCCUGCGUUUCCCCGGCCAGCUUAACGCCGAUCUGAGGAAACUGGCUGUCAACAUGGUGCCCUUCCCCCGUCUCCACUUCUUCAUGCCUGGCUUUGCCCCUCUGACCAGCAGGGGGAGCCAGCAAUACCGAGCCCUGACGGUGCCUGAGCUCACCCAGCAGGUGUUCGACGCCAAAAACAUGAUGGCUGCCUGCGACCCUCGCCACGGACGCUACCUGACGGUGGCCGCCGUGUUCCGUGGCCGCAUGUCCAUGAAGGAGGUGGACGAGCAGAUGCUGAACGUCCAGAACAAGAACAGCAGCUACUUUGUGGAGUGGAUCCCCAACAACGUGAAGACGGCCGUCUGCGACAUCCCGCCGCGUGGCCUCAAGAUGGCCGUCACCUUCAUCGGCAACAGCACAGCCAUCCAGGAGCUGUUCAAACGCAUCUCUGAGCAGUUCACCGCCAUGUUCCGCCGCAAGGCCUUCCUCCACUGGUACACCGGCGAGGGCAUGGACGAGAUGGAGUUCACCGAGGCAGAGAGCAACAUGAACGACCUUGUCUCCGAGUACCAGCAGUACCAGGACGCCACGGCUGAGGAGGAGGGAGAGUUUGAGGAGGAGGUGGAGGAGGAUGCCUAAAAAAGUAACAAUGAAUGACGCUUCAUGAGCUGAGGAAAAAGAUGAAGUUAAAGGAGUAGUUCUGAUUUUUUGAAUCGGGGUUGUAUGACGUACUUAUUCAUGGUCAGUGUGUUACAGACAGUAGGUGUCAGUCGGCACGCCAGUUUGGAGAAGCAGACAGAAAUACAAACAUGGAAGUUAAGCAAUGUACUGCUGUGAAAUCUGCAGCAGCAAAAGAUAUUUUAGCCACCUAAAAAAACCCAAAUCAAUUAAAUUGGAUGCCAAACUGAGAAUAUUUUCAGCACUUUACCUCCAUGCAGACAGCCUUUUCUGAUGGGGAAACUGUUACAGUUUCUAUGCUCUAAUCAGUGGCACCAAACUCCAUUGACAAAAACAGUUAUUUUAGCUUGCUGAACACAGAAGCUGCCGGCCAACAGCUGCCUAAGUAAGUUAGUUUGUUUUUGCUUUUGUGUGACUUCAGUUAAUCAAAAUAAACCCUUAAAAACUCCAAAGUCACUCAAUAACCAAAACAAACUCAUUGAUUCAGGCAGCGGUAUACCAGCAGCUCCUGUGAUUAGUGAUGUUAAAUUGCUGUUUUUCUUAAUGGAGUCUGGCUUUGAAGAGAAUGCGGCCACACGCCUAAUUCUCCAAACUAAGGGGCGGGUAUCUACUGUAUGUAAUACACUAAAUAUGGAUCCUAAAUAAGGGCAUCAUGCAACCCCACUUCAGAGGAUUUGAACUUUGCCUUUAUUAACCUACAAAAAAAAUCAGAAAAAAGAAAAAUCAUUGUGAUAUGAAAUUAAGGAAUGUAGCAGAACGGAUAAGGAAGGCUGUUUAGAGAAGCACAGGGGGUCUGAAAGGGUUAAUAGAGGGAAACUGAGGAGAAAUAAGAAUGAAAGAUGAAUGUAGGUAGAGAAGUGAAAGAGAAGCAGGACGAGGAACAAAAUGAAAAUUACGUGACCAAAUUAAUGUGCCAUGGUUGACAGUUUAUUGUGACGCCAUGUUGUUUGUUCGGUUUGAGCAAGACUAACCUCCCAAACUCCCAAACUUUUUCUUUUUUUUAAUGCUGAGAUCACAAGUUUCAGCAAAUGAACAAAUCUGAAGUACUUAGACUUCACUUUAAUCACAUAGGAUCAUAUUCUCCUUUUUUUCUGAAAAACAGAAACUAAAAUUAUUAAAAGAAAUCGUGGCGUCUUUAUUUUGUUAAUUCCACCUAACACAAUAAGUGUGUUAAAUGGUUAAAUGACUGAUUUAACAUUUCUAUACACUCAAUUCAGACAAGCAGUUAAAUUUUGCCAAAUAUUAUCAGUAUGAAAUUACCUCUUGAAUAACAAACAGUAUUUUGCAGUGGAAAAAGAAAUAUUUGUGCUUCUUCACUGAUUUUCAGAGCAACGUUAGCACAUAGUCCAAGUUCAACUUUGGAUUUUUUAAAAAAAAAUUCAGCAUUAAAACAUCUAAACAAGGUGAUAUCAAAGAAUACCAAGUGUUACCUUACAGCGGUUGCUUUGGGGGAAAACCAGGUCUGGAACCUCGAACUUGAGCUCCAGAAAUGCGAAAUCAUGCCAUUAUCAGUGUUUUUUUUCUGCUUUUAAGAGUGUUCUUUACUUUUUCCAUUAUUUAUCAGCUCUGGAAAUCCACUCUCAGAGUUAAUGUGAAAUUUGUGAAAAGGUGGGACUAUCAGUA
Molecule: messenger RNA, 2550 nt
Organism: Plectropomus leopardus (leopard coralgrouper)
Lineage: Eukaryota; Metazoa; Chordata; Actinopteri; Perciformes; Serranidae
Source: RefSeq, a predicted model, not a curated record